AUGAACAUGUUGGACGUAGAAGAUUACAGAUUUUACGUCACACGUGAAGGCUGCUCCCAUCUGAGCGACUCAGAAUGGGAGGUAGUCGGCCGCAUGAGUGUGCUUAUGGGCGAACCCGCCAUCAGUGGCAUGUUGGAGUCUCAAAGCAUAGACAAGCAACAUGCUGCUAUCAACAAGUUCCUGCAAGGGGAACUUGCCGUCGAAAUACAGAAGAUAGCCUUGCUACAACAGCAAGGCUCUCAUCAUUCGAUGGGCGAGCCGACAAACAUGCGUCGACCCGAAACCUUGAAGAUUGAUUUAUCAAGGUACGAAGGAACUGAUGAAGAUUCCCUUUUGAGAUGGUUCGUCGAGUUAGACGAUGCCAUCAGGGCCCGUCACAUCGAGGGUGACGAGAUGCAAGUCACCUUUGCCCUGUCAAAUUUGACGGGACGAGCAAAACCUUGGGCCUUAGGCCUCAAGCUUCACGACCCAAACGUGUUUGAGUCGCUGAAAAUCUUGAAGUCUCGGCUUAAAGAAUUGUUUGAGCCGCCGGGAGCCGAGUCCAGAGCACGCUCUGCACUCUUAAGCCUCAAGAAAGUCAAGCGUGAUGUGCAUACUUACGCACACCACCUGCGCUACCUUGCGAGUAGCGUCACGGAUUGA
This is a messenger RNA of Peronospora matthiolae, 642 nucleotides long. The record is from the annotation of a GenBank genome assembly. NCBI's taxonomy places the organism in Eukaryota, Oomycota, Peronosporomycetes, Peronosporales, Peronosporaceae.